GAGAGUGUGUGGUCUGAGGUGUGAGGCAGACUCAUUCUCUUUGUUUCCUGUUUCUUUUCACAUGGUAUCUGUCGCAGGAGGAGACGACUUCACUCAGUGAUUGACAGCGGAGGGGGCAGAGCCAACAGACUUCAGAGAGCAGCCAUGUUGGUUCUGGUCCAGUUACUGAUGAUGAUGAUGAUGAAGAUGAUGAAGAGUGAGGUUGCCUCAGAGAACAUCACUGUGACUGCACAGAGCGGUGACCCCGUCCUGCUGUCCUCAGACCAGCUGAAGACCAGGACAGAGGACAGGUGGGACUUCAGGUGGACUCAGCUCCAUUUGAUGUUGUCACUGAAGAAUAACGUGACCACGUGUCCCCAUGGACGCUGCAGCCUGCUGAGGGACGGCUCGCUGAGCUUCACCACGGUUCAGCCGGAAGACGCUGGAAACUACAGCCUGGAGGUGUUUGACAGGAACGGCACCAGGCGGAGGAGGACGCACUUCCUGCUGAGGGUGGAAGUGAAGAGUUCACACAACAUGUGGCUGUGGAUCUGUUGCCCCCUCCUGGUCUUACUGCCGCUUGUCUUCAUCAUCCUCUUUGUCCUGAGGAAGAGGAGUCAGAGGACGACCACACGUCACAAGGAGGAAAACGUUUAUAUGCCUAUGCACAGUUACCAUGGCAACAAGAGGACAUUUGGCAAGCAGGAGGGAGGGGAGGAGUCUCCUUAUGGUACGUUAACACACACACACACACACAGAUGCCUGAAGAUCCUAACGUGUUCUACUCUUUUCAGUUCCUUGUCAUCCUGCUGGUUCCAUGAAAACGUUGAUUUCCCAGCAGAAGUCUCCGGAUGCAGAAGACGUCUACGAGUGACAACCAAUCAGAGCUCACCAGGACAUCACCAAUCACUUUAUUCAGAGGCUUCGACUGAAUCUUAUCAGAUUAGAAACCCUUCUUCUGAUAAAUUCCCAUCAUCAGUGGAGUACCUUAAGGCUCCAUUUUAAAGGGAUAGUUCAUCCAGAAAUGAAAAUUCCCCCGUUAUAUACUCAGAACUUUGAAUUGAAAUAACUGACCUGUUCUUCAGACGUAAUAAAGCAGAUAAAACAUAACAUGCCUCCAUGCUGCUCCUGUGAUGUCAUCAAGUGUCCACAAGCCCUGAUGUUCAUAAUCCACUUUAAACGAGGUCACCAAGUUUUCAGCCUAAAUGUCCUCCCUGACCCACAUGAAGCUCGGGGACAUCAGAGGACAGGCUGAAGACCUGGUGUAAAGGACCUCCUUUAAAGUGGAUUAUGAACGUCAGGGCUUCAGGACACUUGAUGACAUCACAGGAGCAGCACGGAGGUAUGUUAUGGUAAUGGCACAUUCCACUGAUCAAUAUCUUAAUACGAUUUAACUGUUUUCUGUGCACUAAGCUGAAUCAACAUCAAUGUCUUCCACCUCCUGUUGAUCUUUAUUUGUGCAACUGUGUGCUGCACUUGAUUCCUCUUUCUGUAACAGUGAUGUCACGAAAUGGAACAGACAGCAGACAGGACCGUUUCCUUUUUAUCACAUUGUAUAAAAACCUUCUCGUGGUUUCACUCUGAGCCAUGUUGCUGGCUGUGUAACCCUCUGCAGAGCUAAUCAUUAAAACUCUAAGACAACUCUGGUCUGAGAAACUCAUUAUUUCAAAUCUCACGGUAA
Messenger RNA from Platichthys flesus (European flounder), 1660 nucleotides. RefSeq lists its product as uncharacterized. Lineage: Eukaryota; Metazoa; Chordata; Actinopteri; Pleuronectiformes; Pleuronectidae. The coding region runs from base 145 to 984 and encodes 279 amino acids. The transcript has 5 exons. The record is from RefSeq and is a predicted model, not a curated record.